This is a messenger RNA of Caenorhabditis bovis, 1218 nucleotides long. Lineage: Eukaryota; Metazoa; Nematoda; Chromadorea; Rhabditida; Rhabditidae. The record is from the annotation of a GenBank genome assembly.
AUGGCCCCGCACACCUUCUUGUUCACGUCUGAGUCCGUGUCCGAGGGACAUCCGGACAAAAUGUGCGAUCAGAUUUCCGAUGCCGUCCUUGAUGCCCAUCUCGCUCAAGACCCACAUGCCAAGGUUGCUUGUGAAACGGUAACUAAAACGGGUAUGAUCAUGUUGUGCGGCGAGAUCACAUCGAAAGCUGUCGUUGAUUAUCAAGUACUCGUUCGCAACGUUGUCAAGAAAAUCGGAUACGACGACUCUUCAAAAGGAUUUGAUUACAAAACCUGCAAUGUCCUUGUUGCUUUGGAGCAACAAUCUCCAGAAAUUGCCGCUGGAGUUCACGUCGAUAAGGACAGUGAUGAUGUUGGUGCUGGAGAUCAAGGAAUCAUGUUUGGAUACGCCACCGACGAAACCGAAGAGGCUAUGCCAUUGACUCUUCUUCUCUCGCACAAACUCAACCAUAAGCUUCAUGAGCUUCGCCGCAACGGACAACUCGGAUGGGUCAGACCGGAUUCGAAGUCGCAGGUCACUAUUGAAUAUUCGUCUGAAGGAGGAGCCUGUGUUCCAGUUCGUGUUCACACCGUUGUUAUUUCAACCCAGCAUAGUCCUGAUAUCACUCUUGAAGAUUUGAGAAAGGAACUUUUGGAGAAGGUUAUCAAGGUUGUUAUCCCAGCAAACUUGAUGGAUGAGAACACUGUUUUCCACUUGAACCCAUGCGGAUCAUUCAUCGUUGGAGGUCCAAUGGGAGAUGCUGGACUUACUGGACGUAAGAUCAUUGUUGACACCUAUGGAGGAUGGGGAGCUCAUGGAGGUGGUGCCUUCUCCGGAAAGGACCCAACCAAGGUCGAUCGCUCUGCUGCUUAUGCCGCUCGCUGGGUUGCCAAGUCUCUUGUAAAGGCCGGCCUUUGCCGUCGUUGCCUUGUCCAGGUGUCGUACGCCAUCGGAGUGGCCAAACCACUUUCCGUCAUGGUCUUCUCUUUCGGAACAUCUCCUCUCUCUGAGGCGGAACUUCUCCAGAUUGUCAAUGAAAACUUCGAUCUUCGCCCAGGAAAGAUUAUUUCCGAGCUUGACUUGAAGAGACCAAUCUAUGAGCCAACUGCCGAAAACGGUCAUUUCGGACACAACGAAUUCCCAUGGGAGCAGCCAAGACAAUUGAAGGUGUCCCCUGAAUUAAAAGAAAAACUUGCAAAUGGAAAGGCCCGAGUAGAAGAUAUCGGAAUUGCCCACUAA